Messenger RNA from Mytilus trossulus (common blue mussel), 1088 nucleotides. RefSeq lists its product as uncharacterized. Bases 131 to 979 code for a protein of 282 amino acids. NCBI's taxonomy places the organism in Eukaryota, Metazoa, Mollusca, Bivalvia, Mytilida, Mytilidae. The transcript is spliced from 2 exons. The record is from RefSeq and is a predicted model, not a curated record.
UUGUUACAAUAUUAUUUAUGUAAUUUGUUAUACAAAUUUCUGCAACCAGGAAUAUCUAUUUAAAGAUGAGCGAUAGUAAGAAAAAAUCACUUUUGUUUUGAAGUCGUUAUCCAUCAGUCCACAGUGAAUCAUGAUUAAGAUAGUUCUUUUCGGUCUUUUGGCUGUCGGCGCCAUGGCUCAAUUCCCUGGAUUAAUGGGAGGAUUUGGUGGGCAGCUCCCAAGUGGUGCCAUGGACAUGCUCAAAGACCUUAAACCAGCCGACAUCAAAAACGCCAUCAAACACAUGUCACCAGAAAUGAGAGACAUGGCUAGAAGUAUGGGAAUCACCGAAGACCAAAUAAAGAACGCCGUCAAAAAUAUGCCAGAGGAUUUCGACGUGUCUUCCAUGGUUUCCGGUCUGUCUGGUAAAAUGGCCGACAACAAGGACGCAAUGAAGGACAUGAUGAUGAAAGAAAUGGGCGAAAUGAAAGAACAAAUGAAAGAGGAAUCUGUUAAAGAUUUCAAAAAUGAGAUGGACAACUUUGGAUUUGAUUUGAGUCAAGGUGCUUCCGGGUUAAGAGGUCAAAUGUUACCCAAAAUAACUGAAAUGAUGGGAGAGAAUCUAAGAUACGAGGGUAUUGAUACUAAUGAUCAUGAAGCUCUCCGUAAAAACGUCCAUGUUGAGAUCAGAAUGAUGAUUGGAGCAAAAGACGAUGCAUCCAACGAUGAAGUUAGAAGAAUGCUCAAAGAAAAAAUCAUGGAAGAAAUGAAACAAGAAGGAGUUGAAUUCAACAAAGAAAAGGCACAGGGAGAAUUCAAGAAAGCAAUGAUGGAAGAAUUGAAAGAUAUGGGAAUGGAUGCCAAAGACGAUAUUGACUCAAGCUCUUUGAAAGACAUGUUGAGGACCGCCAUGAAAUCCGGUAAAAUGGGAAAUACCCAAGGUAUGAUGCAGCAGUUCCUCCCAAUGAUGAUGAACCUCGAUAUCAAAAUUGAUGCUUGAACAUUUUAAUUGUUAUUUUCAAUAACAUUUCACAAUAGUAAAUUGUACAAAAUAAUACUUGUUAUUAUCAGUAGUCUUUUUGCAUUAAAUACAUGAUUACAUGACAGAA